AUGCCCAGCUGCUACACAGCAGCAGCAGCAGCAGCAGGAGCAGCAGCAGCAGCAGCAACUGCUGCUGCUCCUGCUGCUGCUGCUGCUGGUAGAGUUGCUGCUGGAUCGAGGAGAGGGGAGAUGAGGAGGGCGUUCGCUCGCAGCUGUUCUGCUGCACCGCGAUCAUUCACGCGACAUGCCCAGCUGCUACACAGCAGCAGCAGCACUGCAGCAGAAAGACAAGGAGACAGCAGCAACUUGUCUCCCCCCACGAGCCCUUUGCUGCUGCGGAGACAAAACCUCUCUCUCCCCUCUCUGUACUCUCACGCAGCAACUACACAACAAAAACACAGCCAGCAGCAACACACACAACACACACAGGCAGAGAGGCGGCAGCAGCAGCUACGGCUGCAGCAGCUGCAACACCAGCAGAUACAGCAGCAACUCCAGCAGCAGCAGCAACUGCAACAGCAGCAGCUGCAACAGCAACAGCUGCAACGGCAGCAGCUGCAACAGCAGCGGCUGCAGCAGCAGCAGCUGCAAAAGCAGCGGCUGCAACAGCAGCAGCUGCAACAGCAGCAGCUGCAGCAGCAGCAGCUGCAGCAGCAGCGGCUACAACAGCAGCAGCUACAACAGCAGAAGCUGCAACAGCAGCAGCUACAACAGCAGCAGCUGCAACAGCAGCAGCUACAUCCCCAGCUGCAGCGACUGCAGCAACAGCGACUACACCAUGAGCAACAGCAGGAACAGCAGCAGCUGUUGCUGCUGCAGCGCAUGCAGCAGCAGCAACAAAGCUACCAACAGCGAGAGGCGGAGCAGCAGAGGCGGCGGGUCGCGGUGGUGCAGCAGCAGCAACAUAGCGCCACAUCGUCGUCAGCAGACAGACUGCAGCAGCAGCAGCAGCAGCAGCAGCAGCAGCGACAGCAGCAGCAGCAGCAGCAGCAGCAGCAGCAGCAACAGAGAGUGUUGAGGGAGAAAGGAGACAACACAAACGCAUGCAUGCAGCAAAACAACAGCCCCGAUUGCGGCUCUUCUCUGCAGCAGCAGCUGCGGCGGGCCCAAAGACACGUGGAGCUGCUGCAGACGCAACUGCAGCAGCAGCAGCAGCAGCAGCAACAACAGCAGCAGCAGCAGCAGCAAGAUAAUCAACAGCAACAACAGCAGCAACUCCAUAUUAUGAUAAAGCAGAAGGAACUGCGUUCUCUAUCAGAAAUACAGAGGCAGCUGCAGCAGCAGCUGCAACAGCAGCAGCAGCAGCAGCAGGGCCAGCAACAGCAACAGCAACAACAGCAGCAGCAGCUCCAACCGAACCAACAAGGCCAGCAGCAGCAGCAGCAACAGCAGCAGCAGCAAAGAAAGAAAGGGUGCCGGCUGGUUCGUUUGCUUCCGCUGCAGCAGCAGAGCUCAGAACCCCCCCAGGGACAGUUGGGGUGUAUGUACAGCUCAGGUGGAGACACUGCAGCAGCAGCAGCAGCAGCAGCAGCAGGAGCAGCAGCAGCAGCAGGAGACAGUGCAGCAGACAAAAGAGAGACAGCAGCAGACAGAAAAAAAGAAACGAAUGUUUAUGGAGAUGUGCUGCUUAAAGGAGACAGAGAGACAGAACACAAACAACUGACGGAGUGUACGUGCAGCUCGUCUGUUGAUCUGUCUCUCUCCGCCGCAGUGCAGCAGUCUCCCCUCGAUAUUAUAUCCUCUAUUAAACAGGAUCUGUUGCGGUUAGAGGAGCUGGGCGAUAUGAAUUUGCUGCUGAAGACAGAGCUGCAGCGCAUGCGGUGA
Eimeria mitis is the source of this 1755-nucleotide messenger RNA. RefSeq lists its product as uncharacterized. The transcript is spliced from 6 exons. Bases 1 to 1755 code for a protein of 584 amino acids. The record is from RefSeq and is a predicted model, not a curated record. Lineage: Eukaryota; Apicomplexa; Conoidasida; Eucoccidiorida; Eimeriidae.